CACACUCACUUUAUAUAUUCACAGCUCUCACUUCUCACUCUUAUCAACAACUGCAAUUCUUGUCUCUCAUUUCAUAUUUUCCAUAACAACCAUGGCUCAGGCACUGUCAUUGUCAACAAUUGCUUCACCUAUUCUGUCCCAAAAACCAUGCAACUCUCUCAAAAAUACACCACCUUGCAUGACCACAUUUCCAUUAAAGAGGCAAUUGCCGAGGCUAGGACUGAGAAAUGUGAGAGCUCAGGCUGGUGGUGAUGGUGAUAACAAAGAUAACUCCGUGGAAGUUCAUCGUGUUAACAAAGACGAUCAAGGAACUGCUGUAGAAAGAAAGCCUCGCAGAAGUUCCAUCGAUAUUUCACCAUUUGGUUUAUUGGACCCAUGGUCACCUAUGAGAAGCAUGCGUCAGAUGCUGGACACAAUGGACAGAAUUUUCGAAGAUGCAAUCACAAUUCCUGGAAGAAACAUUGGAGGAGGUGAGAUUCGUGUCCCUUGGGACAUCAAAGAUGAAGAACAUGAAAUCAGAAUGCGUUUUGAUAUGCCUGGUGUUUCUAAGGAAGACGUUAAAGUGUCAGUUGAAGAUGAUGUUCUUGUCAUAAAAAGUGAUCAUAGAGAGGAAAAUGGUGGAGAAGAUAGUUGGUCAAGAAAGAGUUAUAGUUGUUAUGAUACUCGUCUCAAGCUUCCUGAUAACUGUGAGAAAGAGAAGGUUAAAGCUGAGUUGAAAGAUGGUGUGCUUUAUAUUACUAUUCCUAAGACUAAAAUUGAACGCAAGGUUAUUGAUGUUCAAAUUCAGUGAUAGGAUUAAACUUGAAAAAUGCCAUGCUUUUUAAUAGUAUCCUCUAUGUGGAGGAGCUAAUGUGUUAUUUUGUCUCUUUUUUUACCUAUAAAAAUGUUUUGUCUAAAUGUAGAAUAAAUAAGAUCCUUUACUAUUUUAUAAA
Messenger RNA from Lathyrus oleraceus (garden pea), 932 nucleotides. RefSeq names its product small heat shock protein, chloroplastic-like. The record is from RefSeq and is a predicted model, not a curated record. Gene Ontology annotation, biological process: response to heat. NCBI's taxonomy places the organism in Eukaryota, Viridiplantae, Streptophyta, Magnoliopsida, Fabales, Fabaceae. Bases 92 to 790 code for a protein of 232 amino acids. The transcript has a single exon.